AUGGUAGAACGGCCGGCUCUGAGGAACGGUUCUAGAAUCACGCAUUUCACUUUCGCCGGCGUUUCACAAUUCCCCGAAACGCAGGCACUCGUCUUCGCCUUCGUGUUAAUCGUUUACUUGGCGACCCUCGGAGGGAACGGAACCAUCGUGCUCCUGAUCUUCCUGGACCCCCUGCUUCACACGCCUAUGUACUUCUUCCUGUGCAACUUGUCCUGCGUGGACGUCAUGUACACCACGGUGACGCUCCACCGCAUCCUCUACACGUUUAUCUCCGGAGACAGCGCCAUUUCAUUCCCGGAGUGCUUCGUGCAGCUGUACUUCUUCAUGUCCUUGGUGGGCAUCGAACUGUUGAUCUUGACGGCCAUGAGCUACGACCGCUACGUGGCCAUCUGCAACCCGCUGCGUUACCCCGUCGUGAUGAACUCCAAAGCCUGCGCGGCCCUGGGCGCAACGUGUUGGGUGCUGGGCUUCUUGGACACGGUCCCUUUCACUUACAUAGUCCAUGGCUUCUCCUGCUACGUUUCCAACACCAUCAACCACUUCUUCUGCGACCUUCUGGCCCUCAUGAAGCUUUCGUGCAGCGACACCUCGCUCCUGGAACACACGAUUCUAACGGAAGCCGCGUUUUCCGGGCUCACUCCGUUCGUGCUCACGUCGGCUUCGUACGUCUGCAUCAUCAGGACGAUCCUGGGCAUCCAAACCGCCACGGGGAGACGCAAGGCCUUCUACACGUGCUCCUCUCACCUUGCGGUGGUCGUUCUCUUCUACGUCACGCUCUCCUGCUUGUAUCUCAGGCCCACGGCCAUGUUCUCCUUGGACUCGGACAAGCUGCUUUCGCUGGUGUACACGGCUGUCGUGCCCAUGUUCAACCCGUUGAUUUACAGCUUGAAAAAUAAGGACGUGAACGCUGCGUUAAAAGGCUUGGUAAAGCGAUACGAGAUGCUAAUGGUUGCCAUGGAAACAAGAAAUAAACACAUAGAAGAAGCUGAAAUAAAACGGCGAGAUUCUGUAGAUAGAACGGUGGCAGCGAUGGAACGGACGAAGAUUUUCGUUUCGCGCAUGUUCUGUUCGUUAUCGGGAGGAAACGGCAAAGCUUGA
This is a messenger RNA of Spea bombifrons (plains spadefoot toad), 1098 nucleotides long. RefSeq names its product olfactory receptor 5V1-like. Gene Ontology annotation, biological process: G protein-coupled receptor signaling pathway. The coding region runs from base 1 to 1098 and encodes 365 amino acids. Gene Ontology annotation, cellular component: membrane. The record is from RefSeq and is a predicted model, not a curated record. Gene Ontology annotation, molecular function: G protein-coupled receptor activity; olfactory receptor activity. NCBI's taxonomy places the organism in Eukaryota, Metazoa, Chordata, Amphibia, Anura, Pelobatidae. The transcript has 2 exons.